AUGGCAACUCUCAAGCCUUUAUUACUCGCGGGAGGACGGUCCUCGCGUAUGGGCACGCGCAAAGAGCUUCUUUGUAUAGAGGACAACGAACCCAUGUACAAGCGAUUGACCUCUGUCCUGCGCGACGCAUGUCCUGAGUCCGACACAGUAUAUAUAUCGUUAAGGGACCGGAGCGCUGCGCAGGCGCUUUGCGAUUUUGGCGAUGUACCAUGCCCACAUGGUGAUAUGCUAGAGCUGGAUGUCAGGGGGUCAACAAUAAGCGUCCAGGUAAUUCACGAUAAUGACCACGGCAGUCCCCAGGACGAAAAUGCGGACAUUGGACCGGCAGCAGGACUCCUUUCUGCACAUCGCCAUGAUCCAUCGGCGACAUGGCUGGUAGUGGCGUGCGAUUACCCAUUCUUAACAACUGCAGCGUUGCAGUCUCUACGACAAGAGUCUAAAUCCAGCAGGGCACCUAUUACAUGCUUCACUAAUGCGGAAGGAUUCAACGAGCCUCUUCUCGCCAUCUGGACGACAGAUGCCCUGCAUACCCUCCACCAGAACGUCGAACAAGGGAUAUUUGGUCCGAGUGCAGUGGUAAAGCGCCUACGUGGCAGGACACUACGACCGGAGCACGAGCAAUGGCUAUUUAAUACUAAUAACUGGGAAGAGUGGCAGCAGGCAAUGGACAUGAAGCGGAUGCAUUAA
Aspergillus chevalieri is the source of this 687-nucleotide messenger RNA. Its product is annotated as molybdenum cofactor guanylyltransferase. Gene Ontology annotation, biological process: Mo-molybdopterin cofactor biosynthetic process. The record is from RefSeq and is a predicted model, not a curated record. Bases 1 to 687 code for a protein of 228 amino acids. NCBI's taxonomy places the organism in Eukaryota, Fungi, Ascomycota, Eurotiomycetes, Eurotiales, Aspergillaceae. Gene Ontology annotation, molecular function: nucleotidyltransferase activity. The transcript has a single exon.